UUCUCAGGGUGUGUGUUCACUUCUCACUGCUGUGUGUGUGCACUUGGAUGACUUAAAUGCAGAGUAACAAUUCCAGGUAUGGGUUACCAUAUUGGCAACUGUCACGACUUUGACUUUUCGAGUAUUUGACACUUAGCACUUUAAAAAAAAUCAAGUAGUGUAUCCAAGCCUUAAAGAUGUUUUUCUGAUAAUGUGUAAUAGUUUUUAAUUUCGUAGUCAACUUUAUUACUAUAAUUUACACUCAAAAAGAUGAUAGACAUUCAAAUUCAUAUAUUAAAACGAUUUUCUUUUUACAUAACAUAGGCUUGAUUAGACUUUAAACUAAAUUUUCGAAUCAAAACAUGUCCAGCUUCUAAUGCGGGUCCAUUUGAACUUGUUUGGCAGCUUUGGCUUAACAUUCGGUAUGACCAGUAUUAGGAGGAAACAAGUCUAGCUAGUUAGACCUUACAACUGGUUUCCCUACCACAUUUUUUGUAUACAGCCAUACCUAUAAGUGAGAGCUACAUAUGACAAUACAGAGACAUUGGUAACGCUGUUAGAGAUAACAGCAGUGUCUUCCUGAAUUCAUUCCUUCAAGGCAAUAAGUUAAGAAACAUGGUGUCUGCGGGACUUCAGAUCUUGGGCAUCUGCCAGGCUACACUCGGCUUCUUGGGAAGCAGCAUUGUCUGUGGCUUGCCCAAAUGGAAGGUGACGGCAUUCAUUGGAUCCAACAUUGUGACCAAGCAGAACUUUUGGGAAGGUUUAUGGAUGAACUGUGUGGUUCAGAGCACAGGACAGAUGCAGUGUAAAGUGUACGACAUUCUGCUGGCUCUUCCUCAAGAUCUGCAGGGCACCCAAGCCUUGGUGAUCAUCGCCAUUAUCGCUGACAUUGCAACACGUAUGACGUUCUUUCUUAUGACUGAUAUUGUGAGAGGUCAAGGAAGUUAUAACUGUUUAUCUAGGAGCAUUCUUCAAAAUAUCUUCUAUUAUGUUGCACAGAGGAACAUCAUUUCAGAAUCUUCAUUUAUUAUAAUUUAUACCAUAUUCAAAUGAUUAUGGCAUCAGUUAUGAAUGGGAUAUAAAGGCCGCCUUAGUGGUCAGAUCUACAAACAAAUCUCUAAAAGUUGAAACAGAAAAACAAAAGCUUGAGAUCGAAACUGCAUCUGGAUACCUGAAUGCAAGUGAGGCACAAACACCUGAGCCCUUUUCAGAAGUCUCAUGCAAAUUCCCAAAUAAAAAUGGGCCCAUGUCAUCCAAGUCUAGAAGUUGGAAUAUGGUUAGUCUGUUAGCAUGCAGACUAAUGGAGACAUGGUCUGUUUAACCGUAUUCACCUCUUCAUUCAUUCAUCUUUUUAGCAUAUAAACAUCACAUCACUGUCCACUGUACACCAUUGUAACUUCUGAAAUGAUGUGGGAGGGCUUUUGGAAGAGCUGCAUGAUCCGAAGCACAGGCCAAAUGCAGUGCAAACCUUAUGAGUCCCCACU
Molecule: messenger RNA, 1463 nt
Organism: Carassius auratus (goldfish)
Lineage: Eukaryota; Metazoa; Chordata; Actinopteri; Cypriniformes; Cyprinidae
Product: claudin-4-like
Exons: 1
Coding region: 595-1032 (145 amino acids)
Cellular component (GO): bicellular tight junction; membrane
Molecular function (GO): structural molecule activity
Source: RefSeq, a predicted model, not a curated record